Myotis brandtii (Brandt's bat) is the source of this 1514-nucleotide messenger RNA. Its product is annotated as alpha-1-antichymotrypsin. The transcript has 6 exons. The record is from RefSeq and is a predicted model, not a curated record. Gene Ontology annotation, molecular function: serine-type endopeptidase inhibitor activity. Gene Ontology annotation, biological process: negative regulation of endopeptidase activity. NCBI's taxonomy places the organism in Eukaryota, Metazoa, Chordata, Mammalia, Chiroptera, Vespertilionidae. The annotation marks the transcript as partial.
CUGUACGCCUCCAAGGCGCUCUCCGCCGACUUCCGGGACGCCCCCGCGGCCCAGCGGCUCAUCAACGACUACGUGAGGGAGAAGACCCAGGGGAAACUGGUGGACCUGGUGGGAGACCUGGACGCAGGGACGGCCAUGGUCCUGGUCAGCUACACCUUCUUCAAAGCCAAGUGGAAGACGCCCUUUGACCCCAACGACACCUUCCAGUCCAAGUUCUACGUGGGCCAGGGGAGGUGGGUGACGGUGCCCAUGAUGAGGUCCGAGUACCUGAAGACGCCCUGCUUCCGCGACGAGGCGCUCGCCUGCUGGGUGGUGGAGCUCGGGUACGCGGGCGCCGCCAGCGCGCUCUUCGUCCUCCCGGACAAGGGCAAGAUGAAGGCGUCGCGGGUCCUCAUCACAGGCCCCAGCCUCGUGCCCGUCCUGUCCUUCCCGGGUGGGCGUGCGGUGCUGGGACAGGCGCAGAGCGGGGCACCUGACCCGUGGCCUCCCAUGUGGCUUCGGCCUGAAUGUUUUCUUCUGCCGAUGGAGCUCCACCUGCCCAAGUUCUCCCUCUCCAGCCUCUAUCACCUGGAAGGCGUCCUCCCCCGGCUGGGCAUGAGGAAGGUCUUCAGCAAGAAGGCCGACCUGUCGGGGAUCACAGGCGACAAGAACCUGGUGGUCUCUCAGGUGAGUCGACAGCGUGGACAUCAGCCUCCGCGUGGAGCUGGGAACAGCCAGGCCGGGCAGAGGCCAGGGAGUCUCCCAUCUCCACACAGAGCUGCCCUCCUCAUGACCAGUUGCCCCCAGGAGCUGGGUGCUGAGGCCUGGGCGGGCCCCUCCCUGCAGUCUCAUGGGACAGAGCCGGGCGUAGGGGAGAGCCUGGGGUGCAAUCGGCAGAGGACCCCCCCACGCUCCUCCCCUUACUGCCUGCAGAGCCCAUGGCUCAAGGCCUGUCCCCUCAGCUUUGUCACGGGUAAAUGCGGGGAGAGGUCUUGCCCAGUGCCCCUGCCCGGAGGAACAGGUCAGAGGCAGGAGGUGGUAGACACGGCUCUGGGGCGAUUGCCCUUCCUGUUCGCCAUCCUCUCCGAGGACACCCAGAGCAUCCUCUUCUGCGGCAAAGUGGCCAACCCCACAAUAAACCAGGGGCCUCGGCUCGGCGUGUCCCUGUGCCUUUCCGGGAUCUGCCUGACCCCACGCGCCUCAGGAGUCAGCGUGACGCUCAUGUCCGCGAGAAUCCCACGGGCCUCCGUGAAGUUCAACAGGCCCUUCCUGUUCGCCAUCCUCUCCGAGGACACCCAGAGCAUCCUCUUCUGCGGCAAAGUGGCCAACCCCAGCGCAGCCUAGAGCUCCCUCCCCCUCGUGCCCUGGCCGUGGAGGGCGCCUGUCUCCGGGGGCAGCCUGGCCCUGUGCACAGGGAGCUGGUGGGCCUCGCCCUGCCUGCUCCCUCCUGGGGGAGCGCCCGUGACUGCUGGUGGCUCCCACACGUGCCUCCGAGGCUCUGUGACCUCCGACAGCAAUAAACCAGGGGCCUCGGC